UCAGCUCGGCUCCGCUCUGCUCCCUGCACGAAAAUGAAGUUUCAGACUUGAGGUUUUCAAUUUUCACGCAAUUACGUAAAGUCGCAAACCCCUCUUCAGCUCUUCUACUUCUGUCCGCCGCCGCCCAAUCCCAACUGCCGACCGCAGCGGAGCAGGUGGCCCUCGUCGAGUUGUCGCCGAUUGAAGGAAGUAAGGAACCCUGCGCGGCUGCGCGGCUGGCCGGCUGCGCUGGUUGCUCACUUGCUUGCCGUUCUCUAACUCCAUUGCAGGUUAAGAUUUGCUGGGGACUUCUUUUGUGGAUUAUCUCAAAAUCCGAGGAGCAGCACUAUAAUAACAUAUUCAAAAGUAUUUAUUACUUGGAUCCUGGUUCUGAAUGGCUAUAUCCAAGCUCAGUAACUUUCGGCUUCCGUUGAUGAACCUAGUGAGAAUGAAUGGAGUACCUAUACUACAACAGCUACAAUUGGAAGAAAAGCUGCUUCGUACUUCAUCAGAUAAUUGGUGCAUCAUCAAUGAUGGAACGCCUGAUCCUGCAAUUGUCAUGGGAAUUUCUGGGAAGCCAGCGGAACUUGUUGAUGUUAAGUCAGUGCUGCGAGAUAAGAUUUCUGUCAUCAGACGUUUCACUGGGGGAGGUACUGUUAUUGUUGAUCACGGGACAAUCUUUGUUUCAUUCAUAUGCAACAAGGAGGCUGUUCCUGGUUUGCAAGCAUAUCCUCAGCCAAUAAUGGCAUGGAGUAGCCUGUUAUAUGAUGAAGUUUUUCAUGGAGCUCUGGAUUAUAAGCUACGUGAAAAUGAUUACGUGUUUGGCAGCCGGAAAUUUGGUGGAAAUGCUCAAUCCAUCACUAAAAAUCGGUGGAUCCACCACACAUCAUUUUUGUGGGACUAUCAAGAUGCAAACAUGACGUACUUGAAAAUACCUCAGCGAGCACCAAAGUACAGACAGGAAAGGGAUCAUUCAGAAUUUAUUUGCCGCAUGAAGGACAUUUUACCGAGAUCAGAUUUCAUAGAUCGAACCAUCAAAGCAGCUGAAACCCAUUUUUCAUUGACAUCCAUUCCACUGGAUGAAAUCGCGUCUCUUUAUACUACGAAUUUUGAUCCCUCUUCCACAAUUCUUACAGCAGAAGAACUGGAGGCUACAAUCGAAACCAAAGACAAGAGUUUAUUGUCUCAGGCACUGUGAAGGACCUGUCUGUGCUGAUUUGAUGACUUUAUGGUAUCUGGAUUCGAUGAUUUUUUUUAUUUCCAUUACAUCGUAUUCAAAGUCUGUAAUUAUACAGUAAUUUUCAUAAUUAGAAGCAGCCAUUUUUUGAGUCACCAUUUUGUGGGUGUAAAAUUGGUUACUGUUGUAUUGAUACAGUUUGAUGAUUCUUGAAUAAAUUGAAAUUCCAUUUCUCCAUU
Molecule: messenger RNA, 1395 nt
Organism: Spinacia oleracea (spinach)
Lineage: Eukaryota; Viridiplantae; Streptophyta; Magnoliopsida; Caryophyllales; Amaranthaceae
Exons: 5
Coding region: 374-1177 (267 amino acids)
Biological process (GO): protein modification process
Source: RefSeq, a predicted model, not a curated record